AUGCCUCCCGAAGGUGAUGGCGCCGCACAGGGCGGGAAUAACUCGAGCGACUUUGUUCGCAAGCUCUACAAGUUCGUCCACCCUGCCGACCCUGCAUACGCGAACAUUGUGAGAUGGGGAAACGAGGGCGACACCUUUGUCAUCCUUGAGACGGACAAGUUCACCAACGACAUCCUGCCCAAGCACUUCAAGCACAGCAAUUUUUCGAGCUUUGUACGCCAGCUGAAUAAAUAUGACUUUCACAAGCUUCGACGAAACGACGAGAACAACGAGUCGCCUUACGGCAAACAGGCCUGGGAAUUCAAGCAUGCUGCGUUUCGAGCGGACAGGAAAGACAACCUCGACAACAUCAGGCGCAAGGCGCCCGCCCAACGCAAGGCCCAGCCGACGGAAGACUCCUUCACCACCAACCAGUCCAUCAACCUGCUCCAGGAGACACUGUUCGCGCAACAGCAGCAGGUCCAGGCCCUGCAGGAGCAGUUUGUUGAGCUCUCACGCGCCAACAAGACGCUUGUGCAUGAGGUGCACUCGCUGCAGAAGACUAUUGACGUACAGAGGCAGUCAACGCAUGAGCUUCUGAAUUUCCUCUCCAGUCCUGACGAGCGAUGGCGCACUGGUAGGUAUCCGAACCAGGCUGCGGCCCACAUGAAUGGCGGCACCAUGGAUGAGCAGGCGCCCGAGUUGCGCCGCGCCCGCGAGCUUCUGUCAACGGUGACGACAAACUCCAUGGUCGAACGCGACUUUGAGCGCCUCAACGGCAUGUACGCCCAGAGCUCGCCGCCCGACUCGGCGUCGUCCCUCAUGUUCCAGCCGGGCUCCAUGCCCCCCAUGAUGGCCGACCACGUCAAUAUGCGUCAUCUCGUCUACCCUGUUGGCGAAAAUGUGGGCAUCGAUCCCUUGUCGCAAGACCACUUCAACAACAUUCCGUACACCCUCAACUCGUUGCCGACCCUCACCAAUGACUACCCGAACCAGACCAUGGUCAAGCAGGAGCCGGGGCCGGCAACGCCGAACCCACCAGGCGGUGCCACGCCGGCGCCGCCAGGCCCUGCUGGCAGGGCAGCACCGCCGCAGGACAACUCGCUGUGGGGAGCAAAGAAGCCGCGUGUCUACCUUGUCGAGGAUGAUAGGACGUGCUCGAGGAUAGGAGCCAAGUUCUUGUCGCAGAUGGAGUGCCAGGUAGAGGUUGCGGAAAACGGUAUCGACGCUGUCAACAAGUGCAAGGAAGUCGGUGCCGGGUAUUUCGAUCUGAUCUUCAUGGACAUUGUCAUGCCUCACAUGGACGGUGUCUCGGCAACGCAACUGAUCCGCGAGGUGCACCCCGAUGUGCCCGUGGUCGCCAUGACGUCGAACAUUCGCCCGGAAGAUAUCAGUCACUAUUUCAACUGGAGUAAGUUCCCCACCAUUAGUAGCGUCAUCACUGUGGGACUGCAUCGCUGA
Verticillium alfalfae VaMs.102 is the source of this 1440-nucleotide messenger RNA. Its product is annotated as transcription factor prr1. Gene Ontology annotation, biological process: regulation of DNA-templated transcription; phosphorelay signal transduction system. Gene Ontology annotation, molecular function: sequence-specific DNA binding; phosphorelay response regulator activity; DNA-binding transcription factor activity. The record is from RefSeq and is a predicted model, not a curated record. Lineage: Eukaryota; Fungi; Ascomycota; Sordariomycetes; Glomerellales; Plectosphaerellaceae. The transcript has 6 exons. Bases 1 to 1440 code for a protein of 479 amino acids.